This is a messenger RNA of Ruditapes philippinarum (Manila clam), 1857 nucleotides long. Its product is annotated as arylsulfatase B-like. The record is from RefSeq and is a predicted model, not a curated record. Lineage: Eukaryota; Metazoa; Mollusca; Bivalvia; Venerida; Veneridae. The transcript has 3 exons. The coding region runs from base 129 to 1580 and encodes 483 amino acids.
ACAUAUAACCAAACAGGCUCUAUGAACUUGAAAACGAAACAAAAGCUGAAGUGCUCUUUAAGUAUUUUUUGAACAAAGAACUCUGAUAUGGGCGAUUGGAUCAUUGAAUUGAUUAGAAAGCUGCAGCGAUGUAUACUAGUAUCAAGUUUUCGUCGAUCGCGGUACUUAUGAUAAUGAUGCUGCGUGAGUCGUCAGGACAGCAGAAACCCAGACAUAUUGUGUUUAUUGUAGCUGACGAUCUCGGCUGGAAUGACGUUGGUUUCCACAAUCCAGAUAUAAUAUCUCCAAAUAUUGACAAGCUUGCUAGACAAGGGGUAAUACUGAAUAGUUCAUACGUACAACCAGUAUGUACACCCUCUCGUCACUCUUUUAUGUCUGGCGUUUAUCCAUUUAAAGCCGGAUUACAGCACGGGACUAUAUCGCCAGGGCAACCAGUAUGCUCCCCUCUCUCAAUGCAAUUUUUUCCUGAGAAGCUACAGAAACUUGGGUACUCCACACACAUGAUUGGCAAGUGGCAUCUGGGAUUCUGCAAUUUGGAAUGCACACCUACAAGACGUGGGUUUGACUCGUUUUUAGGAUUCUACAGUGGUAUGGAGGAUUAUUACAAUAAGACCAGAAAUAAUGGUAUUGACUUCAACGACGGUAUAAAAGCUAUACCAGCAGACAAUAGAUAUUCAACUUACAUUUAUGCAGAGCGAGCAAAGCAGAUUAUAAUUAACCACAAUGAGACCAAACCAUUGUUCCUAUACCUUCCAUUCCAGUCAGUACAUGCACCGAUUGAAGUACCUAAACGAUUUGAAGACAUGUACCAACAUAUCGUCAAUGAUAACAGAAGAAAGUUCUCAGGCAUGGUGUCGGCUAUGGAUGAAGCUAUUGGUAAUGUGACACAAGCUUUAACUGACAAUGGACUGAUAGAGGACACGUUAUUCAUAUUUACGUCUGACAACAGUGGCUGGCCUAUCCGCGGUGGUAACAAUUACCCUUUGAGAGGUGGUAAAAUAACUAUAUUUGAAGGGGGAACAAGAGCCGCAUCAUUUGUCUCUGGGUCUGGAAUCGAGAAAAAUGGAUCUACAUAUGAAGGACUAAUACACGCCGUUGACUGGCAUCCGACAAUUCUUUCAGCCGCUGGUAGCUAUGUUGAUAACAUAGAUGACAGUAUUGAUGGAUUAGAUCAAUGGAAUGCGAUUAGCACAGGCGCUAAAUCGGCUAGAAAUGAGUUCGUUUAUAACUUAGAUGACUCAAUCGAUCCAACAACUGGUCAUGCUGCCAUACGAGUAGGUGAUUUCAAGCUUAUAUCCGGAUAUCCGGGACCUUAUCAGGGCUGGUACAAACCGGAACAAGAAUUAAAAGGCGCGUCUGCUGGAUUUAAUAGUACAUGGUCUGGGGAUGGUCUGUACAAUUUGAAGGAUGACCCAACAGAGCACCAUGACCUCUCUAAAGAACACCCAGAUGUUGUUAUUAACCUCAAAGCUAAACUAGAUGAGUACAGAAAAGCAUAUGUCAAACCAAAUGAUCCAAAGAAUGAUGAUAAAGCUGAUCCAAAAUACCAUGGUGGUCAUUGGAUGCCCGGAUGGUGUUAGAUGUUUACUUCUGUGCUAUAUUUAGAUCUUUGUAAACAUUUUUCUUAACUUUCUGUUUAUUAUAAAUCAAUAUUAUUACGAGCAACACAAGUCAUGACAACCCAACUUUCCGCAUAUAAAUAUUCGUUACGGACAAUAAUUGAGUUGGUCGAAGUAGUAAUAAUGAAAUGAAAUGUACCUGAACAUGACAAUAUAUUGUACAUCGUAUACAUUAAACAAUUACAUAAAACAAUGAAUGUACAUAUUAUAUACUGGUUAGAUAAAACCUUUAAAACCA